AGCUUCGGUAUCGCUUUAAUUAAUAUAUUUCCCCCAUAAGUAGGGUUUCGUUAAAAGGCAUACAGACUGUGAAACGGUGAACAUAUUAGAGUUCCGUAUAAGACCUAACCCUGCAGACAGCAACAGCCAUGUCGCCUAGCUGUACUUAAUUUUCUGCCGCGUUGGGCAAUCCUGGGGCCCAGUGGAGUCGGCGCUAUGAUGCUGCUGCCCAUCCUUGCCUUUAUCAGUUGGUGCUUUGCAGCAGACGCAGCUACAAGCUGCUCUUUUGACUCGCCAAUAAAUGGUUGCAGCUUUAAUUGGACAACAUUCGCUGCCGAGAAUUUCCCGAACUCGGCGCUUCAUGCCUCAAUUGCUGGCGUGCGAGCCAACACUCAAGAAUGCCUUGUGCAUGCGAAAGGAUCCGUGUUUGUACCUCAUGUCAGCGACAUGGACAUAUCAACGUUGCGCGCUGCUGGUGACGUCGCUCGCUUCUGCCCAUCGGCUGGCUGCAAGCUCUACAAAAUACAAGAUCCCAGGCUUCUUGAUCCUUACGGAAUGUCAGUUUUCCUACCUUGUGUUUCCUCUUCCGCCCCAUCUUCGGUUGCCGACUUUUUCCUUUCUGAUGGGGACUGUGCCAACGAUGCCCUUGCCAAGCGCCAGAAUGAGCAAGGGAAAAUUGUUGACAUGACCAAUCAAGACGUGCUAGAAACGAUGUGGUGGACCUCGGCAUGCCUAAAUCGCACAAGCACCACAAAGCGGGUGUUUGCAGCCAUCUUAGCACCUGUCCUCGGGGACAGUCCGGCGCGUGUCUACAACGCAUUAAGCGAUUUCCUUUCGGCCAGUGACCUCUGCAUGGAUUCAGCAGCUUUCAACGUGUCAUGCUCAGAGCGCUUACUCGGGCUUCAUCCACCAAAUAGUACUUCCUGUGAUGCGCAAGACGUUAACGACCUCGAAGGUUGUUGUGGGCUGCAAGACACCCUCAACGGGGCUAACUUGGGCGUCUCUGGGAGGCUUCCAUCCGACUUUACCCUCGCUCGCAACAGGACGAAUCUCUCGGACAACCCCCAGCUCUGCGGACUCGUCUCUACAAUGUCUCCAAGGUCGCGGCUGUCUAACAGCCCGCCGCCGUAUGUUGAGCUAUACAACAGCAAGGUUCAGUUAGACCUGCCAGCACUGCAAGACCAGUACCCUCGCUACGCGCUCCAUGUCAUAUCCUGGCUUGGCAAUUGCUCCUUGACUCGGGACAACCUGGCUGUAAAGCCGCUGGAUGAUGCUACAGGUGUGCUGGCAUGCGCGCUCUUAAAGUACAACGGAUUAACCAUCCAGGCGCCGCUGGCAGAUCCAUCCAUUGCAGUCCGCCACCCCUACCAGCAGUUGCUGGUGAUCCAUAUGGAUAAUGACAAUCAGGCCCGAGCGCUGGAGGAGUAUAACGCCUUUGUGAAGCUGGUGUCUACCGGGCUGCUGUGUGGGCCGUCAGGGGAGCUCUACCGGGCAGUCAAGGUUGUCAUUACAUUUGCUUGCGCUUUCGGAGCUGCCGCAGUUUGGACCUUCAUCAGCCGAUGUACAGGGUGGCUGUGGGCACAGUGUGCAGCAGGGAGGAGCCCCUUGUGGAAUGCCGUGUUGUUCAUCGUUGACGUUGGCCCCUUGCUGUAUGACGAAGUAUCGGACUGGCUGUUUGUGUCAGCGCUUGUGUCGUACGGCAACGUCUUCGGCACUGCCAUUCUGGUAGGCCUCUUAGUGCUGAAAAAUGGCAUUAUAUGCGCUGUCGUUGGUGGAAUCAUUUUGUUUAGUGAAUGGUUUGGGCCGAAGGAAGAUUUGGAGGGGCAGAAGCAAGGAGGGACAGGAGGGACAGGAGGGGCAGGACGGACAGGGACGAGAAGGAAAUGGGUCCUCCUUAUUGGUUUAAUCAUCGUGUUGUUGGGGCUUGUGAUGCUGGGGGGUGGAGCCUAUGGUGCAGUGCAGAAUGUGGGUAGGGUCAACGCCAGCCGCAAGGGAAGGUUUUGCUACGAGGACGCCCUGCUCCUCAUGGAGUGGGGCAUUGGCUUGUCAGCGCCCGGCAUAGUCGCGGACAUGACGUAUGCGGUCUUCCUUCGCUUCAAGGCCGCCGAGGAGGGUAGGAAUGGCCCAAAACCAGCGACUGAAGCGUAUGAGCGGCUGCAUAUAUCGUUCUGCGCGGCAGAGGAUUUUCCGCAAGCCAUUGCACAGGCUAUCCUAUGGGUGAAGGGCUUAGCCCUUACCACCACAACGGACUUCCUCAUAUCUGCAGCCCCUGCGUACUACGGAAUCUCCAUAGUCGUGCUGAGGUUGUCUCUGAAUCGCCUGCGGCGGACACAAGAGCAGGAGUCGAAUACGGUCGCCAGUCCGUAGGCGAUGUGGAUGUUCUGGUAGGUAGGUAGGUAGGUAGGUAGGUAGAGGCGGUUCGAAUGUAAAAUCUGAGUUGUGAUACCUACCUAACAUUAACAAUUUAGCAUUAUUGGGGGGCAAUUAAGGACACGGGUGGUCUAAACCCAUGUGUCGUUGACCACGACAUGAC
Astrephomene gubernaculifera is the source of this 2512-nucleotide messenger RNA. NCBI's taxonomy places the organism in Eukaryota, Viridiplantae, Chlorophyta, Chlorophyceae, Chlamydomonadales, Astrephomenaceae. The record is from the annotation of a GenBank genome assembly.